Vicia faba (fava bean) is the source of this 1275-nucleotide messenger RNA. The record is from the annotation of a GenBank genome assembly. NCBI's taxonomy places the organism in Eukaryota, Viridiplantae, Streptophyta, Magnoliopsida, Fabales, Fabaceae.
AUGGGCUCUGUUUCUUCAGAACUGAGUUUAGAUUUAACACCCACUUUCGUUCCCAAAACCAUCGCUAGUUUUCUCUACAAUCUAUCCACAAUUCAUACUCCCUCUCAUAAACUCUCUAAACUCCACGAUUUUCUCUCCAAAUUGGAACAAGAACUCCAUAAGAUCCACGCCUUCAAACGCGAACUGCCUCUUUCCAUGCUCCUCUUAAACGACGCAAUCUUAAUUUUGAAGGAGGAAUCGGAGAAAUGCAGACGUGAGAGUUGUGUGCCGGUUUUGGAAGAGUUUAUUCCGUUGAAGAAAGAGAUUGAUCACAGUGAGGAAAAUCAUGAUAUUGAUAGAGAUAAGAAUAAUGAAUGCUGCAGAGAUAAAAAGAAUUGGAUGAGUUCUGUUCAGCUAUGGAACACCACAACCACCACCACCAAUACUACUAAUGAUAAUAAUAUUAAUAAUAAUGCCUCUCAACCUGAUCAUAAAGUUUGUAGCAAUCAAAAUAAAUUAGAAACCAAGAAAAGGGAAGAGGAAGAAAAAUCUGUGACUAUAGCUGAAGAUCGUUUUCAAUCUUGUAGUAGUAAUAGGAAUGGAGGAAGUGCUUUUAUGCCAUUUUCAACUUAUUCUUCUGUUCCUGUGACGAAGAUUAAAUUGGCAGCAGCUAAAGAUGAGAAAGAUGAAACUGGUUUGAAUAGGCUGUGUUUUUUGACGCCUGGAGUGAAAAGUUUGAGGGAAGGAUUUGAUUCGAGGGGAUCGAGGAGUAGUUCUAGCAGAGCUGUUUCUGUUUCGUCUUCUCCUCCUACUGUGCAGACGAGUUUGAGGAGUGCGCCAGUUCAGCCGCAGCAGAUUGCUAGGAAACAGAGGAGGUGCUGGUCGCCCGAGUUGCAUAGGAGAUUUGUUAAUGCGUUGCAGAAGCUUGGAGGUUCUCAAGCAACGCCAAAGCAAAUCAGAGAACUGAUGCAAGUUGAUGGCCUGACUAAUGAUGAAGUGAAGAGCCAUUUGCAAAAAUACCGUCUUCAUACACGGAGAGUUCCAGCUGCAAACGGUAAUGAGUCUGUUGUAGUUCUUGGAGGUUUAUGGAUGUCUCAAGAACCAUACAAUGGAUCUUCCAAAGGUAGCAGUUCGGCGUCUGGUUCUCCACAAAGUCCUCUUCAUUUAGCUACAGGAUCCCGGGGAGGGACAUCCCGAACUGAAGGUGAUAGCAUGGAAGACGACGAUGAAGAUGCAAAAUCAGAGAGUUAUAGCUGGAAAAGUCAUAUUCACAGACAUGGACAAGUUGGUGUAUAG